Messenger RNA from Rana temporaria (common frog), 1272 nucleotides. Its product is annotated as mucin-2-like. NCBI's taxonomy places the organism in Eukaryota, Metazoa, Chordata, Amphibia, Anura, Ranidae. The record is from RefSeq and is a predicted model, not a curated record. The annotation marks the transcript as partial. The transcript has a single exon.
ACCCCACUGACACCGUCCACUACCCCACCGUCCACUACCCCACUGACACCGUCCACUACCCCACCGUCUACUACCCCACCGUCCACUACCCCACUGUCCACUACCCCACUGACACCGUCCACUACCCCACCGUCCACUACCCCACUGUCCACUACCCCACUGACACCGUCCACUACCCCACCGUCCACUACUUCACCGUCCACUACCCCACUGACACCGUCCACUACCCCAUCAUCCACUACCCCACCGUCCACUACCCCACUGACACCGUCCACUACCACACCGUCCACUACCCCACCGUCAACUACCCCACCGUCCACUACCCCACCGUCCACUACCCCACUGACACCGUCCACUACCCCACUGUCCACUACCCCACUGACACCGUCCACUACCCCACUGACACCGUCCACUACCCCACUGACACCGUCCACUACCCCACUGACACCGUCCACUACCCCACUGUCCACUACCCAACUGACACCGUCUACUACCCCACUGUCCACUACCCCACUGACACCGUCCACUACCCCACUGACACCGUCCACUACCCCACUGACACCGUCCACUACCCCACUGUCCACUACCCCACUGACACCGUCCACUACCCCACUGUCCACUACCCCACUGACACCGUCCACUACCCCACCGUCCACUACCCCACAGUCCACUACCCCACUGACACCGUCCACUACCCCACCGUCCACUACCUCACCAUCCACUACUUCACCGUCCACUACCCCACUGACACCGUCCACUACCCCACUGACACCGUCCACUACCCCACCGUCCACUACCCCACUGACACCGUCCACUACCCCACCGUCCACUACCCCACCUUCCACUACCCCACUGACACCGUCCACUACCCCACCGUCAACUACCCCACCGUCCACUACCCCACUGUCCACUACCCCACCGUCCACUACCCCACUGACACCGUCCACUACCCCACUGUCCACUACCUCACUGACACCGUCCACUACCCCACUGUCCACUACCCCACUGACACCGUCCACUACCCCACUGACACCGUCCACUACCCCAAUGUCCACUACCCCACUGACACCGUCCACUACCCCACUGUCCACUACCCCACUGACACCGUCCACUACCCCACCGUCCACUACCCCACCGUCCACUACCCCACUGACACCGUCCACUACCCCACCGUCCACUAGCCCACUGUCCACUAGCCCACUGUCCACUACCCCACUGUCCACUACCCCACUGACACCGUCUACUACCCCACCGUCCACUACCCCACCGUCC